AUGUCGUUGAAUUUGGCAGCGGGUCGCGGUGUGACACAGGUUGUCGAGCGGUGUGAGCAAGCAAAAAAUUCUGGAACUCUUGAUUUGUCGAAUUGCCAAUUGUUGUACAUCGCCGACGCGGUUUAUAUGCUUUUGAAGGGCCACGAAAUCGAUAAAGUCAACAUUCGCAAUAAUAUGAUGAAAAAAUUCCCGAGAAAAUUCGUUGAGAAAUUCCCAAAUGUCACAGUGCUCAACAUGGAGGCGAACGAAAUUGCCGAAAUCCCGCAAGAGUGCGCGUCGUGGUCGUCGCUCAAAGGUGUCAACGCGUCGCAAAACCAGUUCGCCGCGUUUCCCGAGCCAUUUUUCAGUCUUGCCCAAUUGAAAUUCAUUUGUUUGAGCUCGAAUCUCAUAGAAGAAAUCGAUGCGGAAAAAUUAUAUACAUGUCUGCCCGAGUUGACGCACCUGGAUUUGUCCGACAAUCGGUUGAGCGAGGAAACGAAAAUCGAACUCGAGACACAUCACAAAAAACCGGCGGGUCUAACAUUGAAAUUAUAA
Molecule: messenger RNA, 534 nt
Organism: Caenorhabditis bovis
Lineage: Eukaryota; Metazoa; Nematoda; Chromadorea; Rhabditida; Rhabditidae
Source: the annotation of a GenBank genome assembly